AUGCUCUCGGGCGUCAAACUCGUGCCCCGCCACCAGAUUCUGCCGAAAGAAGGCGGAGGCGACGACUCGGGCUCCUCAGACGGCUCCGCCGGGAAGAGGCGCAAGAAGCACGGCAGGAAAGGCAGGGACAGGGAGGAGGAGAAGCGGAGGCGGAGGCACCGGCGGCGGAGGAGCAGGCACAGCUCGGACGACGACUCGGACAGCGACGACUCCGUCGACGACGAGGAGGAGAAGGGGCUGGGCCGGAGCAAGCGCCGGAGGAAGCACAGGCGAGGCCGCAGCGACUUCGACGACGACGACGAGUCCAGCAGCGAAUCUGAUAAAGGAAGAGGUCGUGGCAGAGGGAAGAGAAGAGGUGCUGCAAGUGAUGAUGAGGAUGAAGAUCAGGGGGAGGGAAUGGGAGGCGAGGGGUUAAGGGCGAGCGAGGUUGUUCGCAGGGAGAUGGGCCUCGAUUGGAUGCUCAAGCCGGCCAGCAGCAGUCAGCCUGAGAGCAGCCGUGCUCCCAAGGCUGAUGAUAAUGAGCAGGACAAGUUUGAUCCCGCAGAUGAUGAGGUGAAGAAACCGAACCCCAAAGAGAUGAACCCGUACUUGAGGGACAAUGGUGCUGGAUAUCCCGACGAAUCCACUCCUUCAAGGGAGGCCAGUCAGCUGCUUGCGUCCUCUGUUGUGGGCGACGGAGGGGCUAGCUGGAGGCUCAAAGCUCUGAAGCGUGCAAAAGAGCAAGCUGCUCGUGAAGGUAGAAAUAUCGAGGAGGUUGUUGAAGAGAGAUGGGGCUCACUGGGCCACUUAGCAGCAUCGGUGUCAACGUCCAGAGUUGCCCCUUCUUAUGCUCAUUUGCAGGCCAUUAGAGGUAGAAAAGCUGGACAAGCAGACAACUCCGGGACAUCCUCCAAAGAAAAUAGAAAGGAGGACAACAAGCGAGGUGAAGACAGUGGUGGUAGCCGUGAAUAUUUGCGAGGUGUCUCCUCUCGUGAACAUGCCAUGAGAAAACCCAAAGCUGAUUCUACUCCUUGGAAGAGGAAUAGACAGAAUAUGUCUUCUGAAGAUCAGACGCUUAUCUCCUCAGCACUAGCAAGCAUCAACAAAUUUUCCAAUGACGGAAGCUUCAUGGAAAGGAUUAAUAGCGCUGGUAGUAAUAAGAACACAAAUGUUUCGUCUGGUGAGGUUGAUGAACAAAGGGAUAGUGAGCCCAAGUCCCACAAGGACAGUUCAAAGAAACCAUCUUCAGUGAGCACUCAAAAUCUAAAUGCAAAUCAGUUAGCUGCAAAGAUUUUGCAACUCCGGAUGAAAGGAAAGAACGAAGAAGCUGACCAACUUUCGAGAGAAAUGGAGACUGUGCUGGAAAAUCAGGGUGCUUCUGUUGAAGAGCCUAGGCAUGAAAGGGAAAGGAGCUCAAGCAGGCAUACCAUAAUGCCUAGUGCAGCCGAUCGCAGGAAAAAAGAAGAGGAUGGUGACCUACAUCUCGCAAAUAAAAUUAUGCACAACAAACAAUAUAACAUGGCUAAAACUAUAGAGGAUGAAUAUGAUUAUGGUGAUGCUCCCAAUAGGAAAGGCAAAAGGAAGAAUAAAGAGCCACAUGAGGAGAAGAGAAACAGCCGUGGACAUAUCUUAACUCAGAAAGAGCGCUGCUUGUAUUGCUUCGAGAACCCAUCCAGGCCAAAGCAUCUGGUUGUUGCUAUAGGAAACUUCACAUACUUGAUGCUGCCACAGUUUGAGCCUCUUGUUCCUGGACACUGCGUUAUUCUUCCAUUGCAGCACGAAUCUGCAGUAAGAACCGUUGAUAAGAAUGUAUGGGAGGAGAUUCGCAACUUCAAGAAGUGCCUCCUGAAGAUGUUUGCGCAACAAGACAAGGAUGUGGUUUUCAUGGAGACUGUCAUAAGCUUGGACAAACAACGGAGGCAUUGCAUGAUUGAAUGCAUCCCUGUCCCGUUUGAAGUUUCAAACAAAGCACCCAUGUACUUCAAGAAGGCAAUCGAUGAAGCUGAAGAAGAAUGGUCCCAGCACGAGAUGAAGAAGCUUAUUCCAACAAGUGGCAACCUGCGGCAAGUCAUCCCGGAGAACUUUGCCUACUUCCACGUAGAGUUUGGUCUGGACCGUGGAUUCGUCCAUGUGAUAGACGAUGAGACCAAUUUCAGUGCUGGUUUUGGACUGAAUGUCAUGAGAGGGGUGCUCCGGUUGCCAGGGGAGGACAUGCACCGUCGGCGAAGGCACGAAACCAUGGAUAACCAGAAGCAAGCCGUCGCCAGCUUUAUGAAGGACUGGGAGCCCUUUGACUGGACCAAACAACUGGAGUAGAUGUAGAUACACUCUCAAGAGCAGGUGGAAGAUGCAUUUUUGUAGGGAAGAUUGUACUGCUGUUAUCAUGUAUCUGUAUGUUAUAUGUUAGUUUCUUUUUCGGUUAAUGUCAACUUUUCACAUCAUAUGGCUGUGAAUUUAUAAAGCCUUUUUGGUUCAAAUAUAUCUGAAAUUGCCUGUACACGCAUACCCAGAUGCUACAAUUGAUCCAAGUUAGUGAAAUAAAAUGAUAUAUCUCAUAUCA
This is a messenger RNA of Lolium rigidum, 2539 nucleotides long. Its product is annotated as CWF19-like protein 2 homolog. Bases 1 to 2295 code for a protein of 764 amino acids. The record is from RefSeq and is a predicted model, not a curated record. Gene Ontology annotation, biological process: mRNA splicing, via spliceosome. The transcript has 9 exons. Lineage: Eukaryota; Viridiplantae; Streptophyta; Magnoliopsida; Poales; Poaceae. Gene Ontology annotation, cellular component: post-mRNA release spliceosomal complex.